GAAGAGUUUGAUACUAUAAAUAAUGGAGCAGGAAAACGCAAAGAAGCAAGUUGUAGAUAUUGUAUUCAAAAGUGGUCUCGAGGAAGAGCCUAUGAAAUGAAAUCACAUCUUGCGAUAAAAUGUAAAGGAAAAGUACCUAAAGAAGUUCGAAUUAAAUUGUUCGUAGAUACCUAUUAUGAUGUGGUAGAAGCAAUUGAUAAAUCUAAAGAAAAAAGAGCUAACCAAUCACUGAUUAAGUGGAUCGUGUCUUCUGGCAUUUCAUUUGCAGCCUUUGAUAAUCCUUACUUUGAAGAUUAUACCAAAGCACUAAAUCCCAGCUAUGAACCACCCAAGCAUACUGCCUUAGCAACAUUAAUUUUAAAUGCAAAGGUAGCAAACAUCAUAAUAAAAAUAGAUAAGGAGCUGUCUAAAGCUAAGAAUUUAACUUUAUGUAUUGAUAAUUUUUCAAAGAUUGCCUAUAUUGCAAAGUUUAUUGCUGAAAAAAUAAUAGAGGUAUUAGAGAGAAUCGGGCCAGAAAAAUUUAUAGCAAUAGUUUCUGAUGCUGAAUCGUCGAUGAUGGCGGCAAAACGACAAAUUGCACAAAAAUAUUAA
Racocetra persica is the source of this 591-nucleotide messenger RNA. NCBI's taxonomy places the organism in Eukaryota, Fungi, Glomeromycota, Glomeromycetes, Diversisporales, Gigasporaceae. The record is from the annotation of a GenBank genome assembly.